Messenger RNA from Pangasianodon hypophthalmus (striped catfish), 4665 nucleotides. RefSeq names its product extended synaptotagmin-like protein 2a (gene esyt2a). The transcript is spliced from 23 exons. Gene Ontology annotation, molecular function: lipid binding. Lineage: Eukaryota; Metazoa; Chordata; Actinopteri; Siluriformes; Pangasiidae. The coding region runs from base 561 to 3326 and encodes 921 amino acids. Gene Ontology annotation, biological process: lipid transport. The record is from RefSeq and is a predicted model, not a curated record.
CCAUUCCACACUCUUGCACGUCACAGCUCUGUUUUUGUGUAACGAGAAGAGGUUGGUCCUUUAACAUGUCGUUUGGGUGUGUGUCUGUGCCCGUACUGUGUGCGUGUCUGUUCACUGGCCUGUGGCAGGAUGUGGAGAGACGCUACACUACCGCACGCGACCGGAGUGCGACGCCAUGCUGCUAGAGCUCGCGCUUCCGUGCGAAACGCAGAUGUGUAGGUAGGUCACUUACUGAGACGUGGCAAGCGCUUAGCGCCGCUAAAAUGCAGCCCGAAGUUUGGAACAUUGGAACACAAGACAGAUUGAAGUAAGUAGGUGCAAAUAGUAGCCGCUCUCUGUUAGUCAAGGUCAGGCGAGGACGCUGCGUAGUUUUCCAAUAAGCCAAAAGUGCUUCACUCAUCCGCGCUCAGGAAGUACAGGAAGUGCGCGGACCUCGCUCACGAGCGGACUCUAGUUUUUCCAGGUAGUGUGCACUUUGAUUCAGUUACUCUUUACGUAGCCUGUGUUUAGGCUAAACUCGUUUGUCGCGUAGUGGAAGUUGAUCACACGGAUUGUAUGUAAUGAGUGCCACGGUGAGCGGAUCGGAUCUGCAGGGGACUGGAGCAGCGGCUCGAGCGCAGGCUCCGCAGCCGGGGAGCGCGAGCGCGGAGCCGGGGAGCGCGAGCACGGAGCCGGGCAGCGCGAGCACGGAGCCCAGCACAGAGCCCAGCACAGAGCCUCCCACCGCCGUCGAAGAUGCCAGAAACACUGGACUCAAAUUCGCCAAGACGUUCCUGCUGGUUUUUCCUGUUUACGUCUUGGGUUAUCUAGGCUUCAGCUUCAGCUGGAUCCUCAUCUCACUGGCUGUGCUGUUUUGGCUCAGACGGAAUCAGGGAACGAGGUUUUCAGGAGUAAACAAAGCGCUGGCCUUUUUCGAGCACGAAGAGAAAGCAGUGAAGCAGAGUUUCCCAACUUCUGAGCUGCCUCCCUGGGUUCAUUUUCCUGAUGUGGAGAGAGUGGAAUGGCUCAAUAAGACAAUUCAUCAGAUGUGGCCAUAUAUUUGUCAGUUUGUUGACAAACUCUUCCGUGAGACCAUCGAACCAGCCAUCAAAGGAGCCAAUGCACACCUCAGCUCUUUCUGCUUCUCCAAGAUUGACAUGGGGGACAAGGCCCUGAGAGUGAAUGGAGUAAAGGUUUACACUGAGAAUGUAGACAAACGACAGAUUAUCAUGGACCUACAAAUCAGCUUUGUUGGGAACACGGAGAUCGAUGUGGAGAUUAAGAAAUACUACUGCCGAGCAGGCAUCAACAGCAUCCAGCUGCAUGGGGUGUUGAGAGUCAUCAUGGAGCCGUUGCUGGGAGACAUGCCUCUGAUUGGAGCACUGUCUGUUUUCUUCCUCAAAAAACCUCUGUUGGAUAUUAACUGGACAGGUCUGACUAACAUGCUUGACAUCCCAGGACUGAAAGGACUGUGUGAUGGUGUGAUUGAAGACAUUAUUUGCAGUUACUUGGUGCUUCCCCAGAAAAUCACCAUUCCACUGGUGGGAGAAGCACUACUGGCCAUAUUACGCUUCCCAAUGCCAAAGGGUGUUUUACGAGUGCAUUUUCUAGAAGGCCAGGAUCUGUUGGCUAAAGACACAUAUCUGGGUGGUCUGAUCAAAGGGAAGUCUGAUCCAUACGGCGUCAUUAAGAUUGGUAAUCAGCUCUUCCAGAGCAAGGUCAUCAAGGACUGCCUGCAUCCCAAAUGGAAUGAAGUAUAUGAGGCAUUGGUGUAUGAUUUGCCAGGACAUGCUUUGGAAAUUGAGCUGUUUGAUGAAGACCCUGAUGAAGAUGACUUCCUCGGCAGGCUUGUGAUUGAUCUGAAUGAGCUUGAGAAGGAGCAGAAAGUUGAUGAGUGGUUUGUGCUUGAUGAGGUGGCAACAGGAAAACUACACUUAAAGCUAGAGUGGCUCUCGCCUCUUGCCACACCAGAGAAGCUGGACCAGGUGUUGAGCAGUAUUAGGGCAGAUAAAGGCCAGGCAAAUGAUGGGCUCUCCUCUGCACUACUGCUUGUACACCUGGACUCAGCCAAGAACCUGCCUAGUGUGUUUGAAGGCAAUCUGUCCAGUGGCUGUCUGAAGGAGCGUCGCUCUGCUGGGUUCGUGUUCUGUGAGAACACGGCAACACUAUACAGGACUCUGUUUUCUGCGAAGAAAGUCACCAGUGAUCCCAGUCCCUUGGUCCAGUUUAAAGUUGGACACAAGGUUUUUGAGAGUAAGACACGUUAUAAAACCAAUGAGCCUGUUUGGGAGGAGGCCUUCACAUUCCUAAUACAUAACCCAAAGACUCAGGACCUAGAAGUGGAGGUAAAGGACGAGAGGCAUGAGUGUACGUUGGGGACUUUUACUCUCCCAUUGACUCAGCUGCUGCAGGCUGAGCAGAUGACCCUCAGUCAGAGAUUUCCACUGAAGAGUGCAGGACCCAGUGCUACUCUCAAAAUGAAGAUUGCUCUAAGGGUUCUUAGUUUGGAGAAGUUGUCAGUUUCAGACCAGCCGUCAUCUGUGCAGGUUCGCAGUCGAAGUUCCAGUGUCAUUCCCAGUGCAUCAAAUUCCAGUCUUGCCCAAAAUGCCUCAAGUUCGAAGAACACCCCCAAAACCUCAGGUUCUGUUGUCAGCUCCAAGCCUUCUUCACAGCUCCCACUUGUUUCUGAACAUCAGUCUGUCCCUGACCUCCAAGGGUUGAGUGAGUCCAUCUCUAACACCCCAUUGGAGGACUCACCGGUUCGUCUAGCAGAUACAGGCAGGAGUACAUCUAACUUGGCGAUUUCAGGCUCUCGGAUGAACCUGAACAACAAAGAGCCAACACCAAGCAUUGCCUCUGACAUCUCUCAUCCAUAUGCUUCCCAGGAGCUACAGAACAGGCUUAAAGAGCUACAAAAUGGGUCCACAUCUGGUCAUUUUCCCCUGGGAGAAAUUGAGCUGACAAUAAGACACAGUGCCCAACGGAACAAACUUAUAGUAGUGGUACACCGCUGCAGGAAUCUGAUAUCAUUCACAGACAGCGGUUCUGAUCCCUACGUGCGUUUGUAUCUACUCCCGGAUAAGCGGCGAUCUGGACGUAGAAAAACACACAUGAUCAAGAAAAACCUCAACCCAGUCUACGACCAAACAUUUGAGUUCAGUGUGUCACUGGUGGAGUUGCACAGGAGAACUUUGGAUGUAGCAGUGAAAAAUGGAGGAGGUCUUCUGUCUAAACACAAGGGUCUUCUGGGCAAGGCGAUGGUGGAUUUGACAUCAGAGGACAUAUCAAAGAGCUGGACACAGUGGUAUGAACUGAGUGAGAAUGGACUGAGAAAACCAUCUGUUUAAUCAGAACACUCAGUUUCCUUCUGCUGGCCAAAAAUCAGGACUCCCUGCAUGGAAUCCCUACACAGACUACAAAUGUCAGCCAUGUUUAAGUGUUGUAAUUUUAGUGGAUGGACUUUUUCUAUAUAUAUAAUAUGUAUAAUAAUAAUUUUAAUCAAGAUCAUUUUUAUUUAGAUGACCUGCCAAAAGAAAAUAAUGCUUUGGAUUUAACGUGCAGCUGCUGAGGUUGCUUUAUGGUCUCAUGGUUUAAUUUGUGCAAUAGGAAGAAGAUUUGUGUGUGUGUGUGUGUGUGUGUGUGUGUGUGUGUCUAGGAAAGAUUCAGUAAUGGAAAAUGGAUAAAUUACAAGUCAAAUAAACAUACAUAAUAUGACAUUUUUACCAGAAGUCACAGUCAGGUGUGUGUUUAUAUUCAUGCAUAAGUGUGUUUAGUCCUAAACUAAUUAUGUACGUAUACUGUGUACAAGUAUGAUAUUUUGCACUUGUGAAUGUGUUUGUGUGCAUUGGGUUUGGGGAGACAGAUGGGAAUUUACAUGUUACACAAGGUUUUUUUGUUUGUUUGUUUGUUUGUUUUGUUUUUUAAUACUUACCAUGGUGUAUAUGCUCACUGCUCACUUGCAAAUGCCUUUAGAAAAUACUGUAAGGCUGUAUAGAUGCAAACCAAAGCAUAGUCUCUCCUGCUGGUUACUGCUGUCCCUUUAAGUCCUCUGAACUGAACUUUGUAGCAGACAGGGACACAUUCUAAUUUUGUUUUUAUUAAUUGUUUUUAUUAAUAAGGGAGUUCAUCAGUAAGAAUUACUAAGUAGAGUGAAGUACUUGCAAAAUGCUUUUGACAUGCUCCUUUGUGAUGAGCUUUCCUUUCAGGGUUGUAUGAUUGUAUAUGUAUAUACUUUUCAUGUGCCUUAGCCCUGCUUGGGUUUAUCAAGGGCAACUGCAUGCCCCUGCACAUUUGUGACAUCACAACACAUAUUCAUGAAGUAAAUAUUACUGUAAGCCAUAUUUUUAACAAUAAUUGAGUAGGCUAUAAAAAGGCAACACACGGUCAUCUGAUGCAUGGUUUGAUAGAUAAAUAAUGCACACCAGUACGUAGGCAAAACAACACUUUAUCACACCUAAACUGAAAGAUAAAAGGUCAGUGGCAGUGCCUUUUUGCCAGUUUCAUGAUAUUGUUUAUACGCACCAAAUCUAGUUCUAGUUGCCAUCUCAUUAGCACAGAAAUUAGCAUUAACGCUUAGUUGGAAAGCUAGCAGAAAAUUACACAAAAUUAGCCUGAUUCUGCAGACAGGUGGCUCUUACUGAAGCAUUAUUGAGAGACUGCGACUCAAUAAACUUAAAACCAUUAUAA